Mesocricetus auratus (golden hamster) is the source of this 1329-nucleotide messenger RNA. It is a transcript of the gene Fank1, whose product is annotated as fibronectin type III and ankyrin repeat domains 1. Gene Ontology annotation, biological process: regulation of apoptotic process. Gene Ontology annotation, cellular component: nucleus. Bases 19 to 1149 code for a protein of 376 amino acids. Gene Ontology annotation, molecular function: protein binding. The transcript is spliced from 11 exons. The record is from RefSeq and is a predicted model, not a curated record. NCBI's taxonomy places the organism in Eukaryota, Metazoa, Chordata, Mammalia, Rodentia, Cricetidae.
GGCGGGCUGGGGCCUGGGAUGCGGUCAGAGGCCAAGCCCGCCGGGCCGGGUCUCGAACCAGGGCUUGUCGAUCGGCAGAUACCACAGCGCACUGCUGACGCCCUCACGAGUAGAGGGCUCACUAAUGAAAUCGUGUCAUCCUUAAAGCCUCAUCCUCCUGUUGUGGGCAAAGUGACUCAUCACAGCAUUGAACUGUACUGGGAUCUGGAAAAGAAAGAGAAACGGCAAGGACCACAGGAGCAGUGGCUUAGGUUCUCCAUUGAAGAGGAAGACCCCAGGAUGCACAGUUACGGUGUCAUUUACACGGGUUAUUCUACAAAGCAUGUGAUUGAAGGUCUAGAACCAAGGACACUGUACAAAUUUCGACUGAAGGUCACCAGCCCCUCUGGAGAAUAUGAGUACAGCCCAGUCGUCUCGGUGGCUACGACCAGGGAGCCCGUAAGUAGUGAGCACUUCCACCGUGCUGUCAACGUGAAUGACGAAGAUCUCCUGCUUCGAAUACUGGAAGGAGGCCAUGUAAAGGUGGAUGUCCCCAACAAGUUUGGCUUUACGGCCCUCAUGGUUGCUGCUCAGAAAGGCUAUACCAGGCUUGUGAAGAUCCUGAUUUCCAAUGGCACAGAUGUGAAUCUGAAGAAUGGAAGUGGCAAGGACAGUCUCAUGCUUGCUUGCUAUGCGGGGCACCUGGAUGUUGUGAAAUACCUCCGAAGACACGGAGCUUCUUGGGAUGCUAGAGACCUUGGAGGCUGCACAGCUCUGCACUGGGCUGCAGAUGGAGGCCACUGCCCUGUGAUUGACUGGAUGAUAAAGGAUGGCUGUGAGGUGGAUGUUGUGGACACUGGUUCUGGAUGGACACCACUCAUGAGAGUCUCUGCUAUGACGGGAAGCCAGAAGGUAGCUUCUCUCCUCAUCGAGGCUGGGGCUGAUGUGAAUGUGAGGGACAAAGAUGGAAAGACACCUCUCAUGGUUGCUGUCUUAAAUAAUCACGAGCAGCUAGUUCAGUUACUUCUUGACAAAGGGGCAGAUGCAAGUGUGAAAAAUGAGUUUGGCAAAGGUGUCUUAGAAAUGGCCAGAGUUUUUGACAGACAGAAUGUACUCUCCCUACUAGAAGAAAGGAAAAAAAAGCUGCCAAGGAAGUCCUCUGUCCACUGACUGGAGCACCACCCAUCUGAGAGACCAACUGGAGCGAAAUAGCAAACCCUGACUGCUGGGCUGGACAUGUGACAUGCGGGGUCUCUGAGGCCAAGACGUUUAUUUAUUUAGUUGAAGAUUCACAGUGACUUUUAUGUAACAGGCAACUCUUCUCACAUUGAAAUACAUCUUUUUACCUAA